AUGAAGACUGCGAAGUUCUCAAUGCUUUUUGCGGGCAUUGCUCGUGCCCACUUUGCUCCCAAAGAGCUCAUCAUUGAUGGAAACAAAUAUCCAGCACGCGAUGCCAGGUUAGAUGACUACGUUGGUGCUAUGCGUAUCGAGUGGUCUUAUACCGACAAUCAGAAUUUUACCUGGAUGGCAUUGAACGACGUGGAAUCUCAAGGAAUCGCUUGCGGCAAUAAUCCCGAAGCUCCACCACUCAAAGCGGUUGCGCGAGCAGGUGCAGAUAUUACAAUCCAAUGGACUGAAAUGGUCGAGCAUCACUGGGGACCAUCGAUGACGUACCUUGGAGCGUGGAGUCCAGGCCAGAGUCCGCAGAGUGUCGACUUCUUCAAGAUCAAUGACAAAGGCUACGAUGCAUCACAACGUCUAUGGGCAAAUGAGUUGAUUAUCAACAACGGUUUCCGAGACCAGCUCAAACUUCCCAGCGAUAUCAAACCGGGAUUGUACAUUCUCCGGACGGAGCUCCUAUCUCUCCAUGGCAAUGGGCAGACGAUGAAUCCAGGCCUGAAAGGUUUGCCGCAGUUCUAUACGCAUUGCUUCAAUGUUGAAAUCACCGGAAAUGGUAGUGUGAUCCCUCCAGGAGUACGUUUCCCGGGUGGAUAUGCGAAGAAUGAUCCAGGAGUCACAUUCGUGCUUGGGACAACGUCUCGGUACCCAUCAUACCCUGUACCCGGUCCACCUGUCUAUGAAGGCGCAUACGAUCCGCCUGUCGGUCCGAAACCAGUCGUUACCCCUGAAGAGGUCGGUACUUUUCCACCGAACUUCGAACUACAGUAUCAAGCGCUCCUCAAGCAAAUCACUGCAUUUUCAGAUAAAGCGGUUGACUUCUUUAACGGGGGAGGGUUCUCUCUCACCUUCUUUUCUCGGCAUGAGGCGGAAGGCAAAGAGCUGGUCAAGCAGCGGGCCGAAUUGAGGCAAGAAGCGAUCAAGCUGGGUCUCGCGGAUCCGAACGAAGAGAUGCAGAAUUCGGAGAUAUUCUAA
Molecule: messenger RNA, 1023 nt
Organism: Eremomyces bilateralis CBS 781.70
Lineage: Eukaryota; Fungi; Ascomycota; Dothideomycetes; Eremomycetales; Eremomycetaceae
Exons: 5
Coding region: 1-1023 (340 amino acids)
Source: RefSeq, a predicted model, not a curated record